Messenger RNA from Mya arenaria, 2380 nucleotides. RefSeq lists its product as uncharacterized. The record is from RefSeq and is a predicted model, not a curated record. Gene Ontology annotation, molecular function: guanylate cyclase activity; peptide receptor activity. Lineage: Eukaryota; Metazoa; Mollusca; Bivalvia; Myida; Myidae. The transcript is spliced from 14 exons. Bases 335 to 2182 code for a protein of 615 amino acids. Gene Ontology annotation, biological process: cGMP biosynthetic process; intracellular signal transduction; receptor guanylyl cyclase signaling pathway.
UACCGACGCUAUUUCAAAACGUACUGGAACAUACCGGGAAGUUAAACCCUGUCGACUUCGAGACAAAUGUGUCGUUAGCGAUCUAAUUCGCCUGUAAGAAAGAUCCAAUGUGUUGUACACAGCGAUACCAAUUUAAUAAUUCUGCGGACUCCCUUUGCCUUGGGGAAGUACAGCAGCGAAAUAACGGUAGCCACUAACAAACCAAUGACAUCAAAAAGGCGCUAAAUCUGGUUUUUUCCGAUCACCAGUAUUGGUCACUGCAAAGAGUGUUUUAUAAGCAGUUAUGGAAAUUGUCGCUGUAUUCUUAAAAGAUUGACAGCGGCGCUGAAAAGAGAUGGCGGACAGAUCAUUGUGUGGCCAUGGAGGUUCGGCCAGGGAGCAGAAAUGCCAGCUGUUGAAACUAACAAUACUGGCAAUCAUCCCGGGCCUCAUUCUCAUCGUCAGGGACGCAGUCAAUGUCGCCGCUAAUGUAAAGACGCUGCAAGACAACCGGGAAGUGCAGUCCAGUAUCUUGUUUAGUGUGGAAAUCAGCGCGGUGAUCCACGCCAUGCAGAUUGAGCGGGGAACCACUGCCCUCUACGUGUCCUCUAAGGGGGACCCCUUCGUGAGACCAAGGCUACUCCAACUCUAUAUUGAUACUGACAACGCCAUUACCGUUUUGUCCAGGUGGAUACCUAUUAAAAGGAACAAUUUUGAUACCAAAGAAAACUUUCUCCAACAUAUUAUAGAGUUUCGGGAAAAACUCAGUCCGAAGAACGCAACAUUGAGAGAAGUUAUAGGAUUCUAUACGGACGAUAAUGCCGCGUUUAUAAGAAUGAUUGGUAAAAGUUUGAAUCUCGAAAAGCCAUUCGAGUUUUGGACUGAUAUUGUAUCAUAUCAGAUGCUGAUAUUUAGCAAGGAACAAGCGGGCAUUGAACGAGCACUGGGGAGUACCUACUUUGCAAGAGGUUUUUUACCAGACGAAGAUUUACUUUGGUACAGCGAGAAGAAUGUACUUGGGCACAACUUUCUGCAGCAAAGUCUCCAAUACUCGGACUUCACAGACAGACUCGUGAAUCAGAUGUUUAAAGGAUCAUUACUGGAAGAAGACCUGUCUAUCAUGCGCAGGACCAUUUUGAACAACACCGUUCAAAUGCCAUCGGUGGUUUUUGGAACAAUUUGGUUUGAUAACAUGACCGAGUAUAUAAACAUCCUCAAGACAAUCCAGGAUAGGCUCGCCAACACAAUCGUUCAGUCUGCGAGUGACGAGAACCGUUCCCUUGAAGAGUCCCUUGUGCUAAGCGCCAUCGAGUUCACUGUGGCUGUAAUCAUGGUCCCUAUAAUUAUUAUGCUUGUCAGAAAAAUCAUCAGCCGAAUACACGGGUUUUCCCAAGAACUCAAGGAAAAGACAUUUGAGCUAAACGAGGAGCGAAAGCGAACUGAGGAACUUCUUUACCAGCUCCUUCCUCGUACAAUUGCAAAGCGGUUAAUGGAAGAUGGUUCUACUAUACCGGAAGCCUAUCAUUCGGCAACCAUAAUGUUUUCUGAUGUGGUCGGGUUUACAUCAAUAUCAAGUUGCAUUACCCCGAUGCAAGUGAUCGCCAUGCUGAAUAAACUGUAUAUGACCAUUGACGCCAGGCUGGAGAACUUUGAUGUCUACAAGGUGGAAACUAUAGGAGACGGCUACAUGGUGGCAUCUGGUAUACCCGGCAGGAAUGGAGAGCGGCACGUGGAGGAGAUAGCAAAACUCUCCUUGGAUUUGCUUAUCACCACCGAACAAAUAGAAGUCCCGCAUUUGGAAAACGAGAAAAUUCGACUGAGAGUUGGCUUUAACACGGGUCCAUGUGUGGCAGGCGUGGUUGGGAUAAAGAUGCCUCGAUACUGUAUCUUCGGUGACACUGUAAAUACUGCAUCGAGGAUGGAGUCCACGGGGUUACCAUCGAAAGUGCAGAUGUCCGAAUCAUCGGCCAAUAAAUUGAAAAAAGUGAACGGGUUCCGUAUAUCAGAGAGAGGCAUCGUGGAAGUAAAGGGCAAGGGUGUGAUGCGAACAUAUUGGUUGGAUGGAUGUGCUAACUCAUCACCGCAAAGGUCACAUUAUGAUACAAUUAGCUCAAACGUUUCGAAUACAAGCGACGUUCAUACAAGCAACAACGACGUCACUAUGAUAAUUGUCCAAGAAAAGCCGAUCUACAGUAUAAUGUGAUAACUGUAUGGAGUUCUGGUUCUGGAAACACACAUCGAUACAUUGCAUAUCGUAAUCCUCAUAACUUGUUGACGAUAAACGGCCAAUAAAAGGUGUAUAUUCUGAUACCAACGGUCAAGCAAAUGGCAAACAUGGAAGUGACCGUAGCGUCGUGUAAGAUAGGUUCAUCCCGACCCUUGCGCAGGGUGUUUUGCGGAA